Messenger RNA from Tachysurus vachellii, 1036 nucleotides. RefSeq names its product latexin (gene lxn). Gene Ontology annotation, molecular function: metalloendopeptidase inhibitor activity. NCBI's taxonomy places the organism in Eukaryota, Metazoa, Chordata, Actinopteri, Siluriformes, Bagridae. The transcript has 7 exons. The record is from RefSeq and is a predicted model, not a curated record. Bases 1 to 867 code for a protein of 288 amino acids.
AUGAAUUGGUCCUGCUUUGUUUGUCUGGUCCUUGUCUCACUGGUUUGGCAAUGUCCAGUGAUUUACAGCAGCCCACUGACUACGACUCCAGAUACAGUCUCUCAACCAGAUGUGGACUGUCCUUCCAGCUGUGUGUUAGCGCUUCCUAACGGUCCAUCAACAAUUAAAGACAUUGUGGAUCAGGAAGGGCUGAACAUGACUUCAAGAAAACUGAAUCCUAUAUUUUAUGAAGCAUCGCGGGCAGGCCAUGCCAUCCAACACUACAUCAACACCAUCUACGGCUCUCCGUUCAGGCUGUAUGCGGUGACCCAAAUCCACAAUGCAAGAACAGAGGACAUGGGUGAAUCUGGGAUGAAAUACAUCGUUGAAUUCUCAGUGAAGGACACAGUCGGAGAGAGUUCAGAAGGCCGGUGUUCUGCUGAGGUCCUCUACCCCAGAGGGGAGACGCAGCGUCCACCUCAGGUCCAGUGCUCUUGUGAUGGGCUACCUCGUCUCAACACCUCUGAUAAGGAGCAGGAAUUCUACCAGCAAUACAGAGCCAAUAGUAAUGUAACUGCAAACGAUUUACCAGACAGCUACGGUCACAUGGAGCCUGAUAUGGUCCCUUUCUGGAACUUGGGACGCUUGGUUGCUAGCUUUGUCAUGCUUAACCAGUCCAAUGAAAACACGCUCUACAACUUGGCUCAAGUGUCCAAGCUCCAGCAGCUGAAGAGCGAAGACGACCAGCUAAAUUUCGAGUACGAGGUUCUCCUUCAUGAAAUGGUUUCGCAGGAGAUAAUCCGUUGGAAGCUUCUAAUCGCCUGGUCUCCAGCAAAAAGUGUAAAAGUGUUAGAAAGUGAACUGCUGCCACGAUGCCGGUGCAACUAAAACCCUCAAGCUUUUCCUAAAUCACUAGUAAAAUUAAUAUCCACUUAAUCAUCAUUUCUAAGGAGAAAAACAUGACAGUAAAUUUGCUGAUUGAAAAGCCUGCCACGAUUUACCUACAGUCCUAAUAACAGGAUUGAUGCUUAGUAAAUAAAUAAGCAAGCUACUUCAA